GUCACCCUCCGGAGCAAAUCCGCAGUUCUUCUCUGAGCCCUCCCCAAGUCCUCGCCAAGCGAAUGGAGAUGAAGUGAAGAAACCCCGAAACUGAGUCCAAAGAUCCCGAUCAGUCCCGAGGUGGAGGCUCUAUUUCUAUUUGUGAACUCUUCGAGGUCAAAGUUCCAGUCUCCUACAGCCUUGGGAUAACACUACUUGAUCUAUUACAGAAUCAAGUAUAAUGGUAAAUGCAUUUUAGACUCUAAGAGGAUUUAUUAUUGGAAGUACACCAAAGAUAUCAUUACAGCAUUAUUCCACCUGCAACAUAGUACUGUGACAUGGACUUCAGGGACAGUACUACAUCAAGACUUGAAUAUAUUUCUUCUGGAUUCCUCUCCUACCUACUUCCUAGUGUGGUGCUUAGUAAACAGAACGACUUUCUUUUUAAAUGUUGUUGACUGACAAAUGCCUUCAGAGGUAGGUGAAACUGCCAUCCUCUGUCUCACAUCAGAGGAUCAGUUAUUUGUAUUCAUACUUCACAUUGUAUCACAUUCCCCAUCACUCCUGUGAACCAGUUUUACCAUCCUGUCCCUCUGAAAUAAACACAAAGGACAUAAACAUUGAAGCCAGCGAUUUUUGCCUGGAAGUAGGGUUACUGCCUGCCUCUGCUCAUUCAUCUUCAAAGUCUAUCAUGCCUACAGCCCUUUGCCCUAGAGUCUUAGCCCCAAAGGAGCGAGAGGAACCCAUUAAAAUGAGAAACCCUCGAGGGCAGGACCCUACCCCACAGGCAGACCCCCCUGGCCCCGAAUCCUUCCGAAGGCUCUUCCGACGUUUCCGCUACCAGGAAGCUGCUGGUCCCCGAGAGGCUCUAAGACGGCUUCGGGAACUCUGCUGGGGUUGGCUAAGGCCAGAACAACAUACCAAGGAGCAAAUUCUAGAGCUCCUAGUGCUGGAGCAGUUCCUGACCAUCCUGCCUGGAAAGAUCCAGAAUUGGGUGCGAGCCCAGGAGCCAGAAAGCAGUGAACAGGCAGUGGUUGUGGUGGAGGAUUUGGAGACAGAGCCUGGGAGACCAUGGCAGUGGCUCCAGCUCUCUGAGGAUCCUGUGGUGAUUGAUGAUGGUGAUGGUUCCCCUGUUCUAGUUCGGGGGCCGGAACAGGAAAGACUCUUAUCAGAGACAGCAUCCCCUAUGGCAGCAUCAGAGCCCUCAAACAGCCUGGCAAAGAGGCGAGUCUGUCAUCCUCCAUCCCAAGAAGAAGGACUGGGGAACCCAAACCCAAGAUCAGCAGAGCAACUCAGCAGGAGCACUGAUGAAGGGCCUCCAUUCACAAAAGAAUCAGGGAUGGCUCUCUGGGAGGAGGAGGGAUAUUUUGGGAAAAUUUCUUUAUUUCCUGACGAAGGGACCUCUGAAGACCAGGAAAAAGUGACUUCACUCCAUUUGUCCCAGAACCAUGUGACUCAGCUCAAGGAUGUGAUCCUGUGUUUCUCUGAGGAAGAGUGGUCUCUUCUGGACCCUGCUCAGACUGGCUUCUAUGGAGAAUUCAUCAUAGAGGAGGACUAUGGAGUCUCUCUCCCCAUGAACUAUCCAGGUCCCCAGCCAGUCCCAGAGAGAAUAAAUGAAUUGCCCAAGGUCAUGCAACUACCAGAUUCCCGGGUAGAAGAGGAUGAGCCAUGUGUCCCGGAAUUCCAGGGCCCCCAGGAUAAGGAGAUCCCCAAAACUACUUGUACAGGAGAGAGUAACAUGAACAAGAAGGAGAUGCCUCAGCAGAAAAAUCUAGGAGAGGAAGUUUCCAUUGAGAUUGUAUUAUCCAGUUCUGGAGAUGAGGAUCCCAAACAGAGCCAGUCCUGCAGAGAAGAUCUUCCAGUCUCCAAGAGGAGGAGACGCAACCCUUCCCUACCCCACAAGAAUAAUAUGACUGACUUCAGAGAUGCUGUCCAUUCUCAGGUUGAGACUACAUCAAGGAAACCUUACACAUGCCCUGAGUGUGGAAAAAAUUUCCGCUGGAGGGCAAACUUCAUCAGGCAUCUCAAGAGCCGCAAGGAAGAGAAGAAAGUUCAUGAGUGUCCCGUCUGCCGGGAAACAUUCACUGAGAGUGAGGAUCUUAAAGAACACCGGGAGACCCAUGAAACUAAGAAGCCCUACAUAUGUGGCGAGUGUGGGAAAAGUUUCCGCCUCAGUUCCCAUCUUGUCUCCCACAGCAGAAUACAUACCCAGGAAAAAGGGCCUGAACUAAGCAAGAAAGAGCAGCAAGGGUCAUCAACUUCAUCUAGUCCGACAGAAGAAAUUACAAAUCCUAGCACCUUAUUUGGAGAGGAGAAGAGAGAACAAACACACAAGUGUUGUUUUUGCGGAAAAGCCUUUGAGCAGCAUGACCACCUGGUCCAGCACAGCAGCAUUCACACAAAAGAGAAGUCCUUGAAAUGUCGGUACUGUGUCAAAAGUUUCUUUCAUAAGCAUGAUCUCAUUCGACAUCAGCGAGUACAUAUGAAGAGACGCUCUAAGCAAGCUCUGAACUCAUACUAAAUGUCUUUUUACCCCAGUAUGCUGGGAACAUUAGAAAAAAAGCCUUAUGUCACUAGGUCACUGUGAUCUCACCAUUGUGACUCUGUUAACAACUUUACUGAAUUGUGCCACUUUGUUUGCUGAAUCCCACACCAACGCAGACUUAUUUCAUUUCUCUUCGUUCAUACACACACACACACAGAAACCAUAUAAUUAUUAUUCCUUCACUCUGCAUCAGUGCUCAUAUAGCAAUACAGUAUUCAAUAGGCAUACAAAACGUGAGUAAUACAGUCAGUUAGCUUCUCUUCCCCCCUCCCCCACCAUGGCAAAUAAUUGUUGUCCAUUUCCCCCCACAUCCCCCUCCAUUCUCAUUAUACUGAUUUGGAAAUGAAAUUAAUCCAUUGCUUUGGCAUCUUAUAGAUGAAUUCAGAUAAACCUGGAGGACCAUUUUUUUCCUUCCCUUAUGAGCUUCUUUCUGGCCUCCAAUCCCUUUAAACUUAAUCUUUCUUACUGUAGCUCUCUGUUUUUAGUUAGAAGGCUCCAGAGCAUGAGGUAGUAUCCACACCUGAGAUUCUUCUAGUAGCCAUGGCUAGAGGAUGCUCAGUAAAUAUAGGCUUUACUGACAGAACCAACAUAAAGUUCAAGCCUCCUAAUCAAAGUAGGACAACUUUCAUUAGACUUUACCACCCCUUGAAGCUGCCUUCCUCUCCAAAGCAGGUCAAGCAAAUCCUUAUGCUAAGCCAACAGAUAGUAUCAGGUCCUUGCUGUUCUCUCCUCCUUACUCCUCAGUGUCAUCAGUGCAAAUGAUAACCUCUCCUUUCUGACCCCCAGUACUUACAACAUGGCCCUACAAGCUGCUGAGGGAAUUUUAUUUCCCUUAAUUUCCAAGGCCAUUUUGUGGCUACUCAAGGCUACUGCGUAGGUUAGGAAAACACUUCAUAUUUGUUAUGUUUUGUCUUCCCAUUAGACAUGUUGCAUUCUAAAUUUCAUGUGGCCAAGCUCCUCUUAACUCACAUUUACGUCUUCUAGUGCUUUGCACGUAGAAAGUAUCUCUUGUUUAUAUUUUGCUUUAAAAGGCCAAAUUUUGAUAUGGGUAGAUAAUUCUUUUCUCCCAUCCUUCACAUAUAAAGCAGAGCCUUCUGGGUAAACUCAUGAAUUUGAACUGAUAGUGCAAGUAUAAAUCAGGGAAGCUGAGCAAAUUACUACCAACUAAUAGUAUUUAAUGGCCUUGGUGUAACUUAAGCCCAGGAAUACUCAACUACAUAUAUAUAGAGAAGUAAUCAACAUUGGAGCCUAGCACUCAACCCUCUAGUUACUUUGGAACCUUAAACCAAGAUAUUUUUCCUCUCAUAAGCGUACACUUCUUUAGGGAGAAAAAUUCCACCCAUACUUAAAUGGCCAGUGGUAGAUAGUGCUCUUCCAAGGAAUGGGUAUGAGACUAAGCACAAAGGAGGGGGAGUAUAUGAGUAUAUAUAGAUGUGUAUAGCUUAUAAAGCCACACAUAAAAUAUUUUUCAUGCUGGAUGUUGGAUGACAUCAUAUUAAUCUCAAGGGAUACUGUAAGAUUCAGAAGGUAAGAACAUGUUCUCUCCAUGACCAUAUAAUUUUUGUAAGCUAGAAAAAGAAAUACACCUUAUAAUGCUGUAGGAGAGAUACAAGUAUUUUAUGUCUAAGUGGGUAUCAGUUGCUUAGUGUUUUGUUUUGUUUUGAUCCAAAGAGAUUCUUUUUGGCAAGUUUUAUCAGGCUAAAGAAAGAAAUUUAAAAUUCGUAUUAUUAAUCAAUAAAACCAGAUAGCAUUGCCCUCACCUAGAAUACAGUCCCUGAUUUAUUCAAAAAGAAGACCUUAUACAAUUGGAAAAAUGAAAACAGCAUGCCUUGGUUAUUGAAGGAAGUAAUGCCCAAAUAACUGAAUGCUCUCCAAGGUACCAUCUUAAGAAUAGGCAGGUUAAGAAUCACAUUACCUCAGUCUGACUUUUUUGGAGUGUUCCUGACAACCAUUUUCCAGUGUUAUCCCACCCAUACCCCUUCUCUGGGUUAGAGAAUCCCUUUUUUCAAUAGGGAAACAUCCUCUGAAGAGUAGGUCAAAGGUAACUGAGGUAAGGCUAGGUACAAUACUUCCUCCUACUUAGAAAAGCAGAACUAGGAGUAGGGAACAACUUUCUAUGUAAUUUUUCAACAUUUAUUGAAAGUUAAGAUUUACUGACUUGCAAACUCCCAUUCCUUCCAGGCUUUUAUUGUUCUUGGAAUCCUUACACUGAGCUCCAUACCCUCCAAGAACCUUUAAGUAAUAUAGGCUUUAUUCCACUCCCAGGAAUUAGUCUCCCUAACCCUUCCCAACUAGGAAGGAAAAAAAUAAUUGUCCCAAGGGACAGUUAAAGUGACUUUGUCAGCAGUGGCUUUGAUUUAUGCAGUGGGCAUAAGUGAAAACCUGACUUCUAAUGGUGGAAACAUUGUGAAUUGUACCACACAUGUUACGAAUUUCCUGAAUUGCUUUAUUUGUAAAAGUACAGGGAAAGGUUUACUCCAGUCUAGUGGGAAAUGCACUGGGUCUGGAAUAUCGGUUUCUGUUCUGAAGUUCUAAUAUUGACUAGCUAUGAGACCUUGGCUAAGUCACUUGCCUGUUUCUUUCUCUGUGUAUGUAGGCAUUCUUGCUCUAUCAACUGGGACAGUAUGAAGAUAAAAAUGAAAUUAUAGAUAUUAAAGUAUUUCAGUAAAUUAAA
Trichosurus vulpecula (common brushtail) is the source of this 5198-nucleotide messenger RNA. RefSeq names its product zinc finger protein 496 (gene ZNF496). The record is from RefSeq and is a predicted model, not a curated record. The transcript is spliced from 8 exons. NCBI's taxonomy places the organism in Eukaryota, Metazoa, Chordata, Mammalia, Diprotodontia, Phalangeridae. Bases 671 to 2500 code for a protein of 609 amino acids. Gene Ontology annotation, biological process: regulation of transcription by RNA polymerase II. Gene Ontology annotation, molecular function: RNA polymerase II cis-regulatory region sequence-specific DNA binding; DNA-binding transcription factor activity, RNA polymerase II-specific.